AUGCUGUCGCUAGCCGUCUGGCUGGUCGCAGCGGUGACUGCGCAAUAUGGAGCCAUGGAAGUUCCGGCCGGACUCAGUCCACGGUACUAUCUUGGAGGAGCGCAGCUUUUGGAACGGCAGAUCAUUGGUGUUGGUGGAUGUGGUACAAAUCAGCAUCCAUGUUUGGACGUCGGUGCUUCCGUCUGCUGUGACAACACAGCAUACUGUAUCAUUGGCAUCGAUAAUGUACCAUCCUGCUGCUCAAUCGGUUCGGACUGCAGCAAAGACACCCCAUGCGACUCCCUCCAUUACUUCUGCCCGGGCACCGCAACCUUCACCGCCGGGACGGCUCAAGCAACCGGCUCUUGCUGCGCCAGAAGUUGUCCGACUACCAGUGCCUAUAAAUGCGCUGCGACAUAUGGGGGAGGAUGUUGCUCAUUCGAUUCUCAAUGUGGCAGCAGUACUUGCGUUCCUCUAACGACGUCGACUACAAGCGCCAUUGUAUCCGAGGUCCCCAGCGGGUGUACAACAAACCAGAUUUCGUGCCCGACUUCCCUAGGCGGAGGAUGCUGUGACAAUACAUUGACUUGUACGGUAUUGAGCAAUACCAACUAUUGCGCUGCUGGUACUGGGACUGCAGUUAGAACGGGGACCAAUGGAAUUCACGAAACCUCGGUGCCACAAAGUUCGGGUCUGUCAACUGGCGCAAAGGCGGGGAUAGGAGCCGGACUUGGGGUUACUGCUUGCAUGGCCAUUGGGCUCUUUUUUUGGUUCUGUGUGCUUCAUCGAAGGCAGGCAAGGCUGAGCCAGAAAUCAGACUCUGACCCAGAACCACGUCCAGCCAUGUCACAAGCGUCUGGCUCUGCAGCGCCAAAGGCACCGACUCAGGCCGCGGAUUACUUUGGACCAGCAGCAGUAGCAGGGCCUUUCACCUCAGACCCUACCUCAGCAGUAACGAGCCCAGGAAGUGGAAGAGGAGUCCCACUAAGCCCUCAAAGCCCAGGAGAUAUCCAAGUCCCGGUCGAGAUCGAUUCCAGAGGUCAUUCAAACGCAACAUCACCCGGCAAUUUCGAAUAUUUGAAAUCCCCAGGGUUGACAGAACAUCCCGUCGAGCUGCCCUGA
Molecule: messenger RNA, 1101 nt
Organism: Hyaloscypha bicolor E
Lineage: Eukaryota; Fungi; Ascomycota; Leotiomycetes; Helotiales; Hyaloscyphaceae
Exons: 2
Coding region: 1-1101 (366 amino acids)
Source: RefSeq, a predicted model, not a curated record